Branchiostoma belcheri (Belcher's lancelet) is the source of this 2228-nucleotide messenger RNA. RefSeq names its product guanine deaminase-like. The transcript has 15 exons. NCBI's taxonomy places the organism in Eukaryota, Metazoa, Chordata, Leptocardii, Amphioxiformes, Branchiostomatidae. The record is from RefSeq and is a predicted model, not a curated record. Bases 178 to 1494 code for a protein of 438 amino acids. Gene Ontology annotation, biological process: guanine catabolic process. Gene Ontology annotation, molecular function: zinc ion binding; guanine deaminase activity. Gene Ontology annotation, cellular component: cytosol.
CUCCGCCCACUUUCACAGUCAAACACCUGAACCUGCUUGUUGCCGAUAUCGUCUGCCACCACGACUAGCUGAGUGUUACGAAGUGAAGUUAUCCCUAUGGGUCCUGACUGUCUCUCUAUGUCCUCCAUUUGAAGUUUUCUUGAGAACGAUUUCGGCCCAGUCUGCGAACCGGAGGGCAUGAAGGUGUAUCGUGGAACACUGGUGCACGCCACCAAGGAAAACCCCAUGGAGAUCCUCAGGAAUGGGGUCAUUGGGGUCGACACAUCUGGGAAGAUUCUGUUUGUGAAAGACGAUGACUCUAUUGAGAACCUUGCUGUGGAGAUUGGCUUCAAUCCAUCUGUGCACAACCUGACUAACAGCCAGUUCAUCAUCCCUGGUUUCAUCGACACGCACAUCCACGCGCCCCAGUACCCCAACACGGGCACCAAAAUGGACCUCCCGCUGUUAGAGUGGCUUCUCGCCUACACCUUCCCGCUGGAGGCAAAGUACAGCGACCUGGACUUCGCACGGGAUGUCUACAAGAAAGUCGUGCAAAAAACGCUGUCGUGUGGCACCACAACUGCCAGUUACUUUGCGACAACCCACAAGGGGGCAUCCAUGGCUCUGUGUGACGCUGCGGAGUCUUGCGGCCAGAGGGCGCAUAUAGGGAAGUGCAACAUUGACCAGAACCUUCCGGAACAGUAUUGUGAGGAGACAGACGCGUCACUGAGGGACACAGAGGAAUUCAUCAAUGAGGUUCUUAGCAGAAAGAACCCCCUGAUCACGCCGGCCAUCACGCCCAGGUGGGCCGGCUGCUGUACCCCGGAGCUGAUGUGUGGACUGGGAAAACUGGCCCAGAAGUACGACCUGCCCAUACAGAGUCACAUGUGUGAGAGCCCUGCAGAGGUAAAGUUCGUGACCGAGCUGUUUCCACAGUAUGACUGUUUUACGGACGUCUACGACAAGUGUGGCAUCUUCACCAACAAGACCGUCAUGGCGCACUGUGUCUAUCUGACGGAGUUUGACGUUGCCCUGAUGAAGGAACGAGGUGUGGGAGUGUCACACUGCCCUAACUCCAACCUGUCACUCCGCAGUGGAAUGAUGGACGCUAGGGCACGGCUCGACAGAGGACUGAAAGUUGGUUUGGGGACAGAUGUGUCUGGUGGGUGCCACCCCUCCAUGCUGGACGCCAUCCGCCUUGCCAUCCACACGUCCAACGCCAUCAGCAUCCAGCGGCCGCCCGACUACAGACCCAUCUCCUACCAGGAUGCGUUCCGCAUGGCCACGCUAGGGGGCGCUGAAGUAUUGGCCCUGGACGAUACCAUCGGGAACUUUGAAGAGGGGAAGGACUUUGAUGCUCUUCUGAUUGACAUGGAGAGCCCUUCCAGCCGUGUGGACACCUUCGACUUCCAUUCUAUCGAGGAUCUUGUACAGCAGUUCCUGUUCAUGGGUGAUGACAGGAACAUCCAGGAAAUCUAUGUCUGUGGGCAGAAGGUCGCUGAGCAUGGGAAGUAGGGUCAAGGUUCACGUCACAAAAAUUGGAAGGAAUUUUGAUGACGUCAAACACUGCGAUUUCCCAACUAUUCACAAACUGCAAAUUCAUCAUAUGUUGAUGAAAGUUACUCUCAUGACAACAGAUGUAAAUUUCCUCGAUUUGUGAAGUAAGGGAACAAUUAAUAAGAAGUUAGCUGGAUCUUCAUUGGCUCAAGUUGAUAACUGUCUUGCACAUUAAUAUUUUACCCAACCCAACCUAUUGCUGAUAUUCCAGAUAUCUCUAACUUGUGAAUAACACAUAAGGCCUAUUCAACAAGCACCGGGGCAUCAUGACAAGGGUUUUUUCAAGUGAUCAUGAGUCAGCACCAACCAAUGACAGUCCGCCGGUUUGAACAUUAGACUGUUGACAGUUCCGAUCACAAGACACAAACGCCCCUGACUGAGCUAGCAUUAAUGACUGUACCAGUCUAGACAUGCUUGCAUGGGAUAAAGAUCAGCUGUCUACAUAUAUUUUGACAUCAUCCAAGUACUGGCACUUGUUUCGCCGGGUCCUAUUAAUUUUGUGAGGUCCUCCUAUGCAUGCAUUUGGUAUGGGGAAUUGAUUUUUAUCUAGACGCCCUUUCACCUAAAGCAGUGGUAAGCGCGCCACUUGUCGUACCACCUGCCAUACGAACGGCAAGCCUCGCAGUUCCUCGCUUGUACGUUGGCCGUUACCUUCUGGGCGACCAUCUCUUUGGCGAUAUCCGCACCACCCC